This is a messenger RNA of Oryza sativa Japonica Group (Japanese rice), 1337 nucleotides long. RefSeq names its product reticulon-like protein B1. NCBI's taxonomy places the organism in Eukaryota, Viridiplantae, Streptophyta, Magnoliopsida, Poales, Poaceae. The record is from RefSeq and is a predicted model, not a curated record.
GCUACACGCACCCGAUACUUUCGUCGGAGCAAACUCUCUCUGUUUGAAGCCACGGAGAAAAAGCUUGGGUGAUUUCUUGGAAGCGAAGAGUGAGGGGAGAAGAAGAAGAAGAAGAAGAAGAAGAGGGGGGAGGAGGAGGAGCAGCAUGGCUGAGCACAAGGAGGAGCAGUCGGUGAUGGAGAAGCUCUCCGAGAAGCUGCACGGCGACUCCUCGUCGUCUUCCUCGGACUCGGACGACGACAAGAAGGGUUCCUCCUCGUCGUCGGCGGCGGCGGCCAUGAAGGCCAAGAUCUACCGCCUCUUCGGCCGCGAGAGGCCCGUCCACUCCGUCCUCGGCGGCGGCAAGCCUGCUGAUCUCGUGCUAUGGAGGAACAAGAAGAUCUCCGGUGGGGUGCUCGCCGGAGCCACGGCCAUCUGGCUACUCUUCGAGAUCAUGGAGUACCACCUCCUCACCUUGGUGUGCCACUGCCUCAUUCUCUCCCUGGCUGUCCUCUUCCUCUGGUCCAAUGCCUCCACUUUCAUCCACAAGUCCCCUCCAAACAUUCCUGAGGUGAAAAUUCCAGAGGACUUGACAGUAAACAUUGCCCUUUCUCUGAGAUAUGAGAUCAAUAGAGGUUUUGCAACCUUGAGGGAGAUUGGUCAUGGCCGUGAUCUGAAGAAGUUCCUCAUUGUGAUCGCUGGACUCUGGAUUCUGUCAGUUCUUGGUAGCAGCUGUAACUUUUUGACUUUGUUCUACAUAGUUUUUGUGGCGCUCUACACUGUGCCAGUACUGUAUGAGAAGUAUGAGGACAAGGUUGAUGCUUUUGGUGAGAAGGCUGAGAUUGAAUUUAAGAAGUACUAUGCCCUCUUUGAAGAGAAAUGCCUAUCGAAGAUUCCCAAGGGUCCUUUGAAAGAUAAGAAGCACUAGAUUAGUAGAAGGUACCUGCAAUGAAUCAGCAGCCGUGUUAAUCACUAUUGCUCGACUUUUAUUUUGGAGGAUGGUUAUGAGUCCUUGUGUGUGUGUCUAGUUGAUAAUAUAUACUUGCAUGGGCAGUUCUAGCCUUCUAGCAUGGCUGAUAGUUGUUAUGUGGUGGCAGAUGGUUGUGGCGUGCAAUCUUUUGUGGAGUUGAGCAAUGCUGGCUCAAAUCUGCUGAUCUUUUCCCCCCUUUCAUGUUCAACUUUAAGCAUAGUUACUAUAUCUGGAUGCUAGAAGUAUUAUGGUACUAUCAAUGCCCCAAGUGAACCUUGUGAUAUAUUGUUUCAUGGCUUUAUGUUUUUUACCGGUUUUAGGCUAGUGGGAUGUAUUAUGGUAUUACUUUGUUUGCUGAUAUGAAAUCUGGUAAUCUGGUCCGUCUUCA